Molecule: messenger RNA, 507 nt
Organism: Emericellopsis cladophorae
Lineage: Eukaryota; Fungi; Ascomycota; Sordariomycetes; Hypocreales; Bionectriaceae
Exons: 3
Coding region: 1-507 (168 amino acids)
Biological process (GO): vacuolar transport
Cellular component (GO): endosome
Source: RefSeq, a predicted model, not a curated record
AUGCGAACGUCAACAACCUCACCAAAGGAUGACUUCUUCUACGUCUGCGCUGUGCAUCUGAAAGACAAGAACUUUGCGACAGCCAAGGUCGAUGAAGACGCCCUCAAGGCCAAGCGUGAGCGUGAGUUGGCCGAGGAGACCGAGCGACUGAAGAAGGAAUACGAAGAGAAGCAGAAGAAGAAGAAUGAAAAGGAAUCCAAAGACAAAGAGGAGGACACAAAGAAGGCAGAGGAGGAAAAGAAGAAGUCAGGCGGAAUCUACGGCUUCUUCGAGCGGCAGUUCAAGGGUGAACCUGACAAGCCAGCUGAGGAAGCCAGCACUCCACCACCUCCCCCAGAAGAUGAGCCCAGAGUGUUUGAACUCAAGCCGGCCUUCUACCAACAACGCAUCCAGAAGAAGCGCCAAGUUGACGCUGCGAAGAGGGAUCGUGAGCGGGUGAAGCAGCCAGAUUACUUUCCCUCUGUGCCUUCAGACCCUCCCGUCAGGAAGCAUGGACCGGCUCCGUAG